Messenger RNA from Salvia hispanica, 1331 nucleotides. Its product is annotated as NAD(P)-binding Rossmann-fold superfamily protein. The record is from RefSeq and is a predicted model, not a curated record. Gene Ontology annotation, molecular function: 3-oxoacyl-[acyl-carrier-protein] reductase (NADPH) activity; NAD binding. NCBI's taxonomy places the organism in Eukaryota, Viridiplantae, Streptophyta, Magnoliopsida, Lamiales, Lamiaceae. Gene Ontology annotation, biological process: fatty acid biosynthetic process.
GGACAUAGUUGUCAUCGACAACACAGUCGCUGCGGAAAUACCCAAGCUCCCACUUUCCCUAUAUAAAACAAAGCACUCCAUCUGUUUGUGAUUUUUCCUCAGUGGCGACUCUCCUCUCCUCUCGUUUCCUCCUCCGCCCCGCGCUUCUAACCACAAUGGCCGCCGCCGGAUCUGCCCUCCUCUCCCUCAAUGCCGCCGGGAUUUCCCACACUAAACUCUCCAAUUUCACCCAGGCUUCUCUGCCUCUUAAAUUUCCUGCCUCCUUCGAUCUGCAAACCCGAUCUCUUCGCGCCGCUCCUUCCUCAGGUAUGAAGGCGCACGUCGCAACUACCGAACAAGCGGCUACUGAAACGUCGCAGAAGGUGGAAGCUCCUGUUGUUGUUAUCACUGGAGCUUCCAGAGGAAUCGGCAAAGCUGUUGCUUUGGCUCUCGGGAAAGCUGGCUGCAAGAUUUUAGUUAAUUAUGCCAGGUCAUCAAGUGAGGCAGAACAAGUUUGCAAAGAGAUAGAAGCAUUAGGUGGACAGGCUCUUACUUUCGGGGGAGAUGUUUCCAAAGAAGCAGAUGUGGAUUCAAUGAUAAAAACUGCAGUUGAUGCAUGGGGAACUGUAGAUGUUUUGAUCAACAAUGCAGGAAUUACAAGGGAUGGUUUGCUGAUGAGAAUGAAGACAUCUCAAUGGCAGGAGGUCAUUGAUCUGAACCUUACUGGAGUUUUCCUAUGCACACAGGCAGCUGCCAAGGUUAUGAUGAGGAAGAAAAAGGGAAGGAUCAUUAAUAUCUCAUCUGUCGUUGGUCUUGUUGGAAAUGUUGGACAAGCCAACUACAGUGCUGCAAAAGCUGGGGUAAUUGGACUAACAAAGACAGUUGCCAAGGAAUAUUCAAGCAGAAAUAUUACCGUGAAUGCUGUUGCUCCUGGAUUCAUUGCAUCUGACAUGACUUCUAAGCUCGGGGAAGAGUUUGAGAAAAAGAUAUUGGAGGCCAUCCCAUUGGGAAGGUACGGUCAACCAGAGGAAGUCGCUGGGUUGGUGGAAUUCUUAGCCCUUAGCCCUGCCGCUAGCUACAUCACUGGACAGGUGCUAACCAUUGAUGGAGGAAUGGUCAUGUAAGAAGCUCCUCCCGAUUUUCACCAUGAGUCGACUCGCCCGCAUGCGUUUGUAUUGAGUUUUAGCCUUUAAAUAAUACUAUACUGAGAGAAUCUGAUGUUAAACCAAGAUUUUAGUUUAUUGAAAGCAGGUGGUUUUAGUCAUUUUGGUACUUCAAAUUGAUAUGUCAUGUUUCUAGGUUUGAAAGACCAGCUGAUCAAGUAAUUUAUGUAUUUGCCAAUUCUUUUCCUA